This is a messenger RNA of Cladophialophora yegresii CBS 114405, 1833 nucleotides long. RefSeq lists its product as uncharacterized. Lineage: Eukaryota; Fungi; Ascomycota; Eurotiomycetes; Chaetothyriales; Herpotrichiellaceae. Gene Ontology annotation, biological process: DNA-templated transcription. Gene Ontology annotation, molecular function: DNA binding; zinc ion binding. The transcript has 3 exons. The coding region runs from base 1 to 1833 and encodes 610 amino acids. The record is from RefSeq and is a predicted model, not a curated record.
AUGAAAGCACGCGCGAUUGCUGCUCGAAUUGCCGUGACUCGCAAAGGGCGCGUGGACGCGGAGAAGGAUGCGAGUCCGCGCCCCGUUGAACUCAAGAAGGCGAAAUCUCUGACGCACGGCGACGGGCCCGACACACCAGCCCAGCAGGCCAGCUAUCUCGGCCGGAGCGACUACCUCACGGCCCAUUUGGACAUCGACGAGGAUGAUGCAACCCACUACAAUGGGCCCGGGCUCCGCGCAGGCGCCUUCCAAAGUUUCGAAGCCCGGAUCAGGCGCAACGUCUCGUCACUGGAGAUCCCAAGAGGGACGUUAAGGCAGAGUCUGCUGCAGAAUUUCCUGCACUGGUGUCGUCCAUGGAUGCCUCUUGUCAGCGAAACAGACCUGGAGAGGCUCGACGCCAGGAAUCAAGAUACGCUGCUUGUCACGGCGGUUCUCGUGGCCGGGAGUAUCGUCUCGUCGGCCCCUGAAGCUGCGGUGCACGGGCGGCGAUGCUACCAGCGGGCAAAAGUGCUGUUCUACACCAACGGGGAGCAAAACCAUCUACACACCAUCAUGGCCAUCCUGUUCCUACAGUGGCUGAACCCGUCGGGGCCCGAGCACGUGUCCAUUGACAACAGCAGCUUCUGGCUUCGAACGAGCGUCGCGCUUGCUCAUCAGAUCGGGCUUCAUCGCGAGCCCGAUCCUAGGAUGGCUGAGGCAAGGCUACGCCGAAGGAUCUGGUGGGCACUCGUUUCCAGGGACAAUCUGAUAGCCACGAGUCACGGGCGCCCUAGGGCCAUCAACGCAGAAGACUCGAAUGUCCGACCUCUGCGCGUCGAUGAUUUCGAACCCGGCGACACCGACGCUCUCCUGUUCAUGCAGUUCGUUCAGAUCACCUCCACUUUAGGGGAUAUGACGGAACACUACCGACGCGGAACGCUUUCGGACCGCAAAAAGAUCGACUUUGAGGACUCGCUCCGGGCGUGGGUGAACACCUUGCCGUCAACUCUGCGGCUGUACCGUCGCGAGAAGAACACCAACAAACUGACCGAGUACGACUUCAAGUUCCGCCAGCUGCACGUCCUGUACUUCACCGCGCUGAUCAUCCUCUUCCGCCACGACAACAAGAACGACCCGCCCGCGCCGGUUUCGCUGCUGGCUGCGUCAUUCAUCUCUGGUAUUUUCGAGGAAUUCCUCACGCACGAAGACAUCCCGCAUCUGCCCGUGACGGCGAUCUUCUACCUAAUGGUCGCGGCGCUGCUUCAACUGUCGUACCAGCGGUUCCCCUCGCUGGCCGUCCAUCGCAACGACGAGAUUGACAUCAUUAGACUCUCGUUGGACGGCCUGAAGAAGAGGUUUCCCUCCGCCAUUGGGGCAGAGAGGGUACUCAAUCAGAUGAUGAACCAUUCGACGUCCCUUCAAGACACACCGGAGUCCACGCGCAUGAAGGUGACAUCCGAGGAGGCCGAGUUUUUUGCGCCGUUUGGCCCUGAGCUGUGCCGCCAGUGGGGUUCGGGCUUUGGGCCACGCCCAGCGGUGCCGUUUGCAAUGGGUGACGUUGCUGGAGUGGGCGACAAUGCUCCUGCUCAUGCUAAUGACGGUGUCACAGAGAUGGCAGGUCAAGGACAAUAUGCAGAGGGUCAUGUCAUUGGGAAUACGAGCACAACAGGGGGAGAGGCCGCCCCUGGCUCUGGCCGUGUAGAUUCGCUGUGGGAUGCUACUGGCCCGCUCCUCCUCCCGCAAGACGAGGACACCCUGUUCUCCAGCGAACAGACACUAGACACCGUCGGCCGCUGGUGGUGGGCGGACUGGGUGCCUGAGGCGGAUUUGGAUUUCUUAUCAAAGUCGUUGUGA